ACGAUUCUUAGAUUUGUAAAAAUCUAACCUAAUAGCUUAAAAAAAAUAAACAAAAGAAAAUUGUACUUAUAAAAAUAGUUCAGUUGGUCUAAUUAGUACCUUUAAUGUUUAUGAAGUUUUCUAAUAACAUAUAUAUGUUGUGAAUAUAUAUAAAUUAAUUAGUUCUUUUUAUGUUAAAAAAUAAAAUUGCAUCAUGACUUUGGGCGAAAUUCACAAAAAUUUACCAUGGGUUGAAAAAUAUCGUCCUUCCAAGUUGGAAGAUUUGGUUUCACACGAUGAUAUCAUUAAUACAAUUAAUCAGUUUAUGAAAACGAACCAACUACCACACUUGUUGUUUUAUGGACCACCUGGUACAGGAAAGACUUCAACUAUUCUUGCUUGUGCUAGACAAAUGUAUACUCCACAACAAUUCAAUUCAAUGGUUUUAGAACUGAAUGCGUCGGAUGAUCGAGGCAUAGGCAUUGUGCGGGGACAAAUUUUAAAUUUUGCAUCUACGCGUACAAUUUUUAAAGCAGGCCCGAAAUUGAUAAUAUUGGAUGAAGCAGAUGCGAUGACAAACGAUGCACAGAAUGCUCUUAGGCGAAUAAUAGAAAAGUAUACGGACAAUGUACGAUUUUGUAUAAUAUGCAACUAUUUGGGCAAAAUAAUUCCGGCACUGCAGUCGAGAUGCACGAGGUUUCGUUUUGCUCCGCUUAAUAAAAAUCAAAUCGUACCAAGACUUAAGGAAAUUGCUGCUGCUGAAGGUGUGAAAAUGUCGGAAGAUGGUAUGACUGCGCUUCUAACCCUAUCGGGUGGUGAUAUGCGGAAAGUGUUGAACACACUACAGAGCACUUGGUUGGCGUAUCGUGACGUCACCGAAGACAACGUGUACACGUGCGUGGGCCAUCCGUUGCGCUCUGAUAUUAAUAACAUUCUCAGCUGGUUGCUCAACGAAAAUGAUUUUGCUAUGUGUUUUAAAAAUAUCCAGGAGGUCAAGAUUGCAAAAGGUCUGGCUUUGGGAGAUAUACUUACUGAGAUACAUACUAUAAUACAAAGAAUGAAACUUCCACCGGAUGUGUUGGUAUCGUUGUUAAUCAAGAUGGCCGAUGCGGAGGCGCGGCUCGCGAGCGGUUGUAGCGAGAAGAUUGAACUCGCCGCAUUGAUUGCUGCGUUUCAAAUCGCGAGGGAUAUGGUCAAAGUAGACACUACAGCGUCAUAGUAUCAUAUUUUAUAUUUUUUUUCUUACAUUAAACAAUACAGAGUUUGUAAUCAGUGUUCAUUUCAGAUAAAAGAAAAUUUUAUAUAGAGUUAUGAAUCGAAAAAAUUGAGUUUGGAUAAUUUUCAUAAAUAAUUUUCACACAAUA
Galleria mellonella (greater wax moth) is the source of this 1343-nucleotide messenger RNA. It is a transcript of the gene RfC3, whose product is annotated as replication factor C subunit 5. Bases 194 to 1198 code for a protein of 334 amino acids. The record is from RefSeq and is a predicted model, not a curated record. Gene Ontology annotation, biological process: DNA-templated DNA replication; DNA repair. NCBI's taxonomy places the organism in Eukaryota, Metazoa, Arthropoda, Insecta, Lepidoptera, Pyralidae. Gene Ontology annotation, molecular function: DNA clamp loader activity; ATP hydrolysis activity; DNA binding. Gene Ontology annotation, cellular component: nucleus; DNA replication factor C complex. The transcript is spliced from 8 exons.